Molecule: messenger RNA, 285 nt
Organism: Fusarium venenatum
Lineage: Eukaryota; Fungi; Ascomycota; Sordariomycetes; Hypocreales; Nectriaceae
Source: RefSeq, a predicted model, not a curated record
AUGCCCGAAAGCGUUUCGUUCGGCAUCUGGGCGGCCAUGUCUGUUUGGCUGGGUAUCUCUGUAGAUUUUCCAGCUUUCAAGGCUUCUAAUGAACCUGGUGACGCUAAACUUUGUCCCCUUAACCGUUUCCGCUAUCUGAACCAACUGGUUCGGCGUGAAGCUACACCUAUUAAAUACAACAACAAAGCGGGCCACAUCGGCUUUAAUAAAGGCAAAUGUGCUGGGUAUAUUGCCGGAGCCGGUAGUCCCAACUAUGUCGUAGUCUAUAUCUAUAUGUAUAGGUAA